AUGUCUCCGAGCGAUCCAAAUGAAUUCGUGACCGUGAGGUCAUUACUACCAACACUGCCUCUUCCCACAAAUAACGAGAGGGCCGUGGUGACGACGAAUCGCCUGACGAUACGGGCCCUCCAACCAACAGACCUGGAAGCAUUCUACGCUUUACGGACGGAAGAAGAUGUCAUGAAAUGGACCUCAGCACGUCGAAUUGACCGAGAUAUUGAGGAGACUCGGGCUAAACUGAACCCCUUCCUGUCACCGAAUGAUACGGCCACCUUCAAUUGGGCUAUCUGUUGGAAAGAUACCGGUGAAUUCAUCGGUAUUGGUGGCUGUCAUCUCUUCCCUGCUGGGCAUGGGUGGCCUGAGGUUGGGUAUAUGCUCCGCAAGGAGUUUUGGGGUCAGGGAUUGGGAUCUGAGUUCUUGAAUGCUUGGCUGAGGAUGUGGAGGGAUUUACCGAGGAAGGAACAGGAAUCGAGGGUUCAACGGAAGAUGGUGGCUGGCGAGGGUGAGGUGGAUGAACAUCUUAUUGCUAUUACGGGGGAUAGCAAUGUUCCUAGUCAGAAGGUUUUGCAGAAGGCGGGAUUUGAAAGAUUCAGAGAGUGGACUCAAGGGAGUGAGGGUGAUGGGAAGGGUAGUGUGAAGCUUGUGGCUUUCCGUUUCUUUCCGUCUAGAUAA
This is a messenger RNA of Penicillium cinerascens, 663 nucleotides long. Its product is annotated as GNAT family N-acetyltransferase. Gene Ontology annotation, molecular function: acyltransferase activity, transferring groups other than amino-acyl groups. Lineage: Eukaryota; Fungi; Ascomycota; Eurotiomycetes; Eurotiales; Aspergillaceae. The record is from RefSeq and is a predicted model, not a curated record. Bases 1 to 663 code for a protein of 220 amino acids. The transcript has a single exon.